Xenopus laevis (African clawed frog) is the source of this 7481-nucleotide messenger RNA. It is a transcript of the gene nin.L, whose product is annotated as ninein L homeolog. Bases 416 to 6913 code for a protein of 2165 amino acids. The record is from RefSeq and is a predicted model, not a curated record. The transcript is spliced from 30 exons. Gene Ontology annotation, cellular component: centrosome; pericentriolar material; centriole. Gene Ontology annotation, molecular function: calcium ion binding. Gene Ontology annotation, biological process: centrosome localization; centrosome-templated microtubule nucleation; microtubule anchoring at microtubule organizing center. Lineage: Eukaryota; Metazoa; Chordata; Amphibia; Anura; Pipidae.
CCCAAGGCCUUAGAUCGCAGCAUCCGAGUAGCAGGCGCACAGCUCCACGCUCUGCCGGCUGAGUUCAGUCAGUCAUCUCCCCGUGUUUGCCUGUGGGGGGAGCGCGUGCGCCUUUUCUCCGGGUUCCAUGUCUUUCUCACGCCGACAGACGUAAGGUCUCUCCUCCUCCUUCUCCUCCUCCUGCUCUCUCCGACCAUUCAAACUGCUCAGCUAGAGAUCGAAGGAACAGGGUAACCGGGCUGCGGAAACCGGGGGACCAGUAGCUUAUCAACUGCACCAUCUGCUUCCCAUUCCCCCGGACUCCUCAUCGAGUUGCACCGGACAGCUUUCCGCGCACACAGACACGUCCCCGGGAUGGAGUGAGAGCGGAUCUUCGGACACAGGAACAAGAGGGGAAACUGUGGUAGACUAUGGGAUGGACGAAGCUGAGCAGGACCAGUAUGAGGCCAGACUCAAGGAAUUGUUUGACAGCUUUGACGCCACUGGUACAGGAUCUCUGGAUCAAGAAGAGCUGACUGAUCUCUGUCAUAUGCUCCAGCUUGGGGAAGUGGCACCCUCCCUACAGCAUGCCCUUCUGCAGGACAAUCCUCUAGGCAGAGUUCAUUUCGACCAAUUUAAAGAAGCUCUUAUUCUUGUACUCUCCAACAGUCUGUCAAAUGAAGAUGCCUUCCAGGAACCAGUGUCAUCUACUGAGGUCCAGCCCAAAUACAUUAAAGAUGGAAAGCGGUAUGGCAGGAGGUCUGUGCCUGAACUUCAGGAUUCUCUUGAGUUUGAUGAAGAGACAGUGAUUGAACCUGAAGAUGAAGGUACCAGGUCUUCACAUGUCGGCUCCAGAAACUGUGAAGAGAUGUGGAAAAGUGAAGAGGGAGACGAAUAUGAAGCCGAAGGCCAGUUAAGAUUUUGGAACCCUGAUGACCUCAGUGCUUCUCAGAAUGUGUGCACUACAGAUCAAGAAUGGUUGGAACAGAAGUUGCAGUUGGUCUGCGACGACCUUGGCAUCACGCGAAACGAUCACUUAAACGGGAAAAAGCUCAUCUCAAUAUGUGAACAGUAUGGUUUGAAGAACUUGGACGAAGAGACCCUGGAAGAUAUGAUUCAGAAUCUAGAUCAAGAAGAAACAAUGAGCCUCCAGGAUUUUUUCUAUGAAGUCUGUAAAAAUAGCAAACCUUUAACACCAUCAUCCUCAACUCCCUACCGACACCUAAAGAGGCACCUCUCUAUGCCGUCUUAUGAUGAGUGUGGAAGACGAACAAUAACUCCAUCGUCCAUGGUAGGGGCUGUUGGCUUCCGCUUACUAUCUAAGCUUGAUGAUGGAACAGGCUACGGUUCAGUGGAAGACGUCAUAGAUCUUUGGCAGGAAGAAGGAAUAGAAAACAGCCAAGCAAUACUUAAGGCCCUGGAUUUCAAUCUAGAAGGUAAAAUUAACCUGGUGGAUCUUACAAUGAUCCUGGAAAAUGAGCUUUUGAUGACCAAAAAUGAGGUGUAUCAGGCUGCGCUGGUCAGCUUCCGUUCAGAGAUCAGGCACUUAUUGGAACGAGCUGAUCAAGCUGCCAGAGAGAAAGAAAAGCUCCGCUCUGAUCUGGAGAAAAAUGAAAAAUUGAAAAGCCAGAUGGCUUCAGAAGUGGAUGAUCAUCAUGCAGAAAUUGAACGGCAAAAUGAAUACAAUCUUAGGAAACUGGAUGAGGAAUACAAGGAAAAAACAGCAACCUUAAAAAAUGAACUGCGGAAUGAGAGAGACCAAAUUUUACAGCAGACCACAAAACAGCGUCUUGAACUGGAACAAGAACUUGAUAAGGCAAAGGCAGAAGAGAACUAUCUCAGAGACAGACUCAAUUUGUGCUUAAAGGAAAACUGUCGUUUGGAGACUGAAUUGUUGCAAACCUCUGAAAAGCUGGUUGAAUAUGAAACCCUGGCAUGCAAACUGCAGAGAAGCCUGGAUAAUAUCAUGCGGGAAAAGUUUGGUGACAUGGAUCCCACAUGUAUGGAGUUCCUUAGUCAAGAGGAGAGGUUAGCACAAAUGAGAAAUGAGUAUGAGCUCCAACGAAGGGAGCUGCAGGACCGCAUUGAUGAACUUCAGCUGGAACUUGAAGACUACCGCACACAAGGUCUUAGAGGAUCCAGGAGAUCACUUAAAAAUUCCUUGUUUGAUGAAAUGGACAAUAAAAAUGCUACUGAAACUGAUCAGGGUAUUGGGCCAGAAGAUUGUCCCCCGUUAAACAUGAGCAUAGAGGCAGAGAUGGCCAUUGAACAGAUGAGAGAGCAGCAUAACCGGGAAGUGGAAAUUCUGACAAAUGAACUUCAAUGCAAAACAACUCAUUGUGAAGAACAACUGAAAGAAAUGAAAUCUUUAUUUGAGAAAGAGAAAGCUAUUCUCAAGGAGCAGUUCGAAGAAGAGAUUCAAAAAGCAGAGGUGCAGUUACAAUUCCUACAAAUGCAGCAUGCAGAACUGGAAGCUGACAUUUUGAAACUGAAGGAGGAACAGUAUAAGACAGAAUGUGAACACCAGAGGGAGAUAAGCAACAGAGAAGCCUUGUUUCAUGAGCAAAAGAGUCUCCUGGAAGAAAAGGAGGCUGCCUUACAGAAGCAGCUAACAGAAUCUAAACAGACUUUCUUAAAGGAGAAAGAAGAGUUUGCACAAAAAGCAGAGAAGGCCGAAAAGAAGACGGAGACCAAAUUACUUGCACUGACAGGAAAGUUUGAAGAGGAGAAAAAACAGUUAGAGCAAAGUUUCCAGGAGCAACUUGACAGUCUAACAGUUAAACAAGAGGUUCACUUACAGAAUCAGCUAACUCAAGCUAAACAGACUUUGCUUUUAGAGAAAGAGGAGUUUGCACAGAAAGUAGAAAAGGAGGCCAAUACCAAAGUAGUUGCACUAACAAGAAUGUCUGAAGAGGAGAAAAAGCAGCUUGAGCAGUAUUUCCAGGAGCAAAUUGCAAAUCUAACAGUAAAACAGGAGUCUGUCUUACAGAAUCAGCUUGCUCAAGCGAAACACUCUUUGCUUUUGGAGAAAGAGGAGUUUGCCCAGAAAGUAGAAAAGGAGACUGAGGCCAGAGUGGCUGCACUAACAAAAAAGUGUGAAGAGCAGAAAAUUCAGCUGGAGCAGAGUUUCCAGGAAGAAAUUGCAAGUAUAACAGAAAGACAGCAGUCUGAAAAAGAAGACAGGACAAAAGUUUUAGAAACCCAUCAUCUCGAACUCCAGAAAGAAAGGGAAAAAAUGGAAACCGAGUAUAACAAAAGAAUAUCAGAUAUGGAAUUUGAGUUUUCUAAGGAUUUUGAAGCAGCAAUGAAGAACCACGAGGAGGCUUUAGCAAAGCUUGAAGACAAGUACCAAAAUAACCUAAAAGAUCUCACAGAAAAGCAUACAGAAGAAAAAUCUCAGUGGGAAUUUGAAAAAGAAGAGCUUAUUCAAGACAAUAUAGAGGCACAGGAAAGACUGAAGGAGAGAAUAGAAAAGGGUAAACUUGAAGCCUGUUCUGCACUUGUACAAGAGAGAGAACACAUGGAGAAGACUUAUAAAGCGUAUACGAAUAACUUAGUUGCAGAAAAACAACAGGUACAGAAGGAGUUGGAAAAUCUGUUGGCCAAUUCAAAAAAGGAAGAAUCUCAAUUAUCUGCUAAGAUCAGUCAACUAGAAAGUGAUCUGCGAGAGGAGCUCACUGAGCGGGAUGAACAGUUGUGCCAAGCUGAGAAAAAUGCUCUACUCCUAAAGGAAACUAUAGAAAAACUGGAAAGGGAGCAUAAUUUGGAAAAAGAGCAUCUUUGUUCCAAACUGAAAAAGUCUGAGGAACAAUAUAAAGACCAUAGUGAGAAAGCAAAACAAAAGAGAGAAGAUAUGUUUGUAGAAAUAUCUAGGCUUCAGAGCACAAUCAGUGGACUGCAAAAUGAGAUUAGUUCUUUAUCUAUACUUCAAGGAAAUUAUAAUUUAAUGAAGAAAGAGAAUGCAGAGCUGAAAAAUCAUAUAACACAUCUCCAGAGCAGUGCAUGCAUGGAAGAGGACAUGGUUGUUUUAAAAAAUCUGCAGAAUGUGCAUGAGCAAACAGUCAAAGAAAAUGUCAGGCUUGCUUCUGAGCUUUCUAGACUACGUAAGAAGCUUGACAUACUUCAGUGUAAGACUGGUAAGAACAGGUUUUUGGAACCACAAAAUGGACCUCAGACAGAGAAAAAACAGCUCUUAGGGGUCACAGAAAAUGAGGACAGCAGCACUGUUGAAGGGGAUGAUAAUGGUCAUUAUAUGGAGACCCUGGAAGAUGUCAACCUGAGACUUCAAAGCAAAAUUAAAGAGCUUAAAAAUACAACAGAGGCAUUGGCUAAAAUGGAAAAAAGCUAUAAGAAUGCUAAAGCCGAGUAUGGUCACCUUCAGAAUCAGAUGCUUCAGCUACAAGAAAACAUGCAGCAAGUGACUUUAGAAAAUGAACUUAUGAAAAAAGCAGUAAGUUCAGAGGAGUUUACUGUUCCAGACCUUGAACAAACGCCUCUCACCAUUCCAGGCCUAAAACUGAUCUUGGCAGUUGCCAAGAAAGAAAAUUUGCAGCUUCAAGAAAAAUUAAAUUACAUGGAGCUUAAAAAUGUGGAAGCUGUGAAAAACAACAGCGAACUUUCCUCUGAAGUACUUUGGUUGCAAAAGGAGAUUCAAAAUAUGGAGGAAAUAGCAGAAGCUUCACUGAAACUAGAAAACAUGUACGAAGAGACAAAGAAAGAAAACCAUAAACUAAUGGUGCUCGUUGCAGAUCUAGAGGAGACAGUCCGUGACAUGGAAGCAAAACAGUGUAUGAGACUUCAGUAUGUAAACAAAGAAAUUCAAACAACCGAUUUUACCUCUGAAACUAAUAGGGUGGAACCCCACAUCAAGAAUACUGAUGAAUGCUUUCAAAGAAAUAUGAAAUCUCUCAAAACACAGGAUGAAAACGAUACAAAAUCUAUAGGGAGUCCCAAAAGACCACAUAAUCAGGGGAAUGGCGAUGAGAAUCUUGUAGGAAAAGGAAGAAUAGAAGUCCUCAGCCCACGAAACAGGACUAUGCAAAGAGAACCAAACGUUUUAGAAUCCCAACUGCUGGACAAGCACAGUGAAAUGCAGAAGAGAGUUGAAUUUCUGAGAUCUGAGAACAAAAAACUUAAAGAAGAAAAUGUUGCAUUAAAAUCUGAAAUAAGCACUUUAGAAGAUGAAGGUGAACUGAAUAAUCAGAAAAUAAAGGAUGUCCAGGAUGCAUGCGAGGAAAUGUGGGUGAACCUAGAGACUGUGCAGAAUGAGAAGAGUGCACUUCAGAAGGUGGCAGAAAGUCUGUCUAAACAGCUGUCUGAAGUGAAAACUAGAAACCAGCACCUUGAUUCUGAAAACGCAGAACUGAGCUUAAAGAAUGCAAAAAAUCAAGCAGAUCUUCAGGAUCUAAACCGUAGGCUAGUGGCUUUCCUGAAGCAGAAGGAUAAGAAAGAUCUUACCAAGGGCUUGGAGGAAUGGCAGAGAGACAGGAGUCUGAUAAACGAUGAACUGGAAAGUUACAGAGCAAAGGUUGGAGAUAUAGAAAAAGAACUGGCUAACCUCAAACGUCACAAUCGGUUUUUAGAACAAGAGAACACACUACUGAAACAGGAAAUUGAAACUAAGCAGCUCUCUAAAUGCUCUGAAUUCACUGACCUCAAGAAUGAGAUCUCUGGCUUACUAAAUAAAAAUGAAAUGAUGCUUAAAGAAAAAGAAGCGUUGGGGGAGGAGCUUAACAGAUGUGCGGAAAAGUGUGCUAAAGUUACCCAUCUCGAAAGCAAGAUUGCAGACUUGAAGCACGAACAGAAGUCUUGGGAACAGCAAACUCACACACUAAAAUCCCAGCUCUCACUCUCCUUGGAAAAGAUCCAGAGCCUGGAGGAGAGCCUGCAAAGUGUAAAUCUCCAGAUAUCACGGAUCAAGUCAGAUCUGCGUGUCGCACAACAGGAAAAAGAAUCCCUAAAACAGGAAGUGAUGUCACUACACAAGCAACUGCAAACCUCCAAUGCAAAGAACCAGGUCCUUGAAAUGACUUUGCAGUCCUCUGGGUUACAAAGUCAACAGAAGAAAAUGUACUGGGAUGAUCUGGAAAAAUUGAUGGAACAGGAACAGAAGCUUCUACGACAGGAGAACGAGAGACUCCUUAAAGAGGUUCAGAAUGCAAAGUCUGACCUGGCCCAGUGCAGGGAAAAGGUACGGCAGCUGGAAUCUGCUCUUAUUUCUGUGAAACAGCAGAAGCACCAGAAUCAGUCAAGCAUGGUAAAGGUUUUAGAACAGGAAAAGUCCAGCUUAAAACGAGAAUGUGAUCACCUUCAGAAAGAGCUGGCCUCUGCUAAUAGGAAGAUUAGCCACUUGAGCUCUCUGGAACGGGAUUUGGAUGCCGUUAAGACAGAAAAUGAUGGUUCAAGAACAAAGCAUGGGAAAUUUGAUGAGCAGUUAAUGGAUAUGCUGCACUCAGCUCCCAGUGCGACGUUUAGCCUUUCCCAGCAGCAAAACUGUGCCACCGUCCCAAGGGAGCAGUACCUACAUCUCCAGCAGGCAGAUAGAAGAAGCCAGCAACUCCAGGCAGCAAUGGAAAUUAGGAACUCCAACACCAACUCUCCACAGAGUGCUCAGGACCAGCUUUUGAAGAAAAUGGAAGCACGCAUGAUGGAUGUUGAAGAAAAGCUUAGGUUUGUGAAAAUGCUUCUGCAAGACAAAGUGAAUCAACUGAGGGACCAACACACAAAGAAUACUAGAGCCGAUGAGGUCAUUAAAGAUUUGUAUGUGGAAAAUGCUCAGCUGCUGAAAGCUUUGGAGAUGAGUGAGCAGAGGCAUCAGACUUCUGAAAAGAAGAAUUAUUUGCUGGAAGAAAAGAUCUCUGGGCUUAAUAAAAUUGUGAGAGAUUUGGCUCCGCCCCCACUUAGUACCGUGCAUACUCCCCAACGGCGCUGCUAACUAAAUCCACCACUGCCCUAUAUAUUUGUAAUGAAAAUGGAAUAUUUAUAUGUGAUAUCCCUUUCAAUAACAAGUGUUUUCACUGCCAUAGGAGCUGCUGAGACUUGCCACACCAAUUUAAACUGCCUAAAAUUGCUCAGGACCAUGUAGCAUACUGUAUCUUUCUGGUAUUCCAGUCCAUUCUCUGCCUUCCUCCUGUUUUGCCACUGCCAAAGUCUUUCUUCUCAUUGCAUCAGAAUCUGAUUUAUAGUCCUUAUUUACCAUUAGACCAUACCAAUAUCAAUUACUGUGCCUUGAGUAUCAAACAUUGUUGAAACAGCCAUUCAGAAAUAUCAUGGAGUUAUUUAUCAUGGAGUUUAGUAUUUAUGUAUUUAAAAAUGGACAGCACUGUGUAAACACAUAGCACAAUAUAAAGUGAGAUAUACAUACAUAGAUGAUACUCUGGGGCAGAUUUAUGGGUUUUUUUUUUACAGAGCAGGCAUUUCAUAACAAUUGUUAUAAUCCUUAAAGGGGAACCUCGCCAAAACAUAACUUAAGCUUUUUGAAAGGUAAACAUAAUUUCAAGCAA